UGAAGCAGCGGCAGGAGGAGAAAUCAGGGAAAGUGUGAAGUUGGAGGAAAAGUGAAGCCUCUGCUGUUGGAAGCUGAGUUUGCAGAUUCUGGAUCAGAGCUGAGUCCACGAGCCGCAUCGACUCUGGAUCGCGUUUCCUCUGGGAAACGUUAGUUUGCAGUUUCCUUUGUGUCCACGCUGCCACUGAUCUGAUCUGUGAGCGACAGGAAACGGGAACCAGCUGAGCAGCAGCAGCAGGUCUGGAGAUGGUUUUUAUUGCUGAAUCACAUUAACUGGUUCCUGACGGGUUCUGUGGAUCCUUUAAGGUCAGCGAAGUCCGAGGAGACGUGGAGACGGACAUGGAGAGGAGAAGACUCGCACAGUUCGGUCUCCCUAAAGAAUGAAGACGAGGAAAAGAGGAAAAGAUGGGAGAGAGGGAGGGAGGGUGAAGGAGGGGAGGCACUUCUGCUCCGGCCUGACGUCCACAUGGACUCUAGCAGCGACGAAUCCUCCUCAGACCUGCAGAGAUGCUUCUAACGAGCAGUGGAGUGUGGCAGCUCCUGACUCUGGCUCCGCCCACUGACUCACACUUCAGUCCUUCAGAUUAAAAGUCUGGUUUUGAAACACGUGGAAACAUGAACACAAACUGAAACAGGCAGAAAACAAACUCUCAGUCAAACCUCUGCAUCAGCCUGACCUCAGACCUGCGUACAGGUGUGGACUGACGUACCUGUACAGGUGUCGGCAUGCAGCUGAACCGACCUCGUGGCGGCCCGCUGGGGUGUGGCCUCCCUCCUCCUCCUCCUGCCACCUCCUUUUCCAGUCAGUUCAGGACCAUGAGGUUUUCCUACCACCUGAGCUCCACACCCCCGCCGCCACACAGCAGCAGCUCCACCUGCAGGACAGGUCCCUCCUCCUCCUCCAGUCCCAGCUUGCUGACCAAGAGUCUCUCUCUGGAGCCAUCCUGCUCACCGUGCAGCCACCAGGGGGCGCUGGACGCCGAUGUUCCCCAGCAGCCAAGCUCCGACCCGGGGCCUAGCUCCUCCUCCUCAGGUCCCGCCUCCUUGGAGGGAGGGGCGGAGCUAACACAGCAUGGCGGCUCUGCUAAGGGGUUGCUGCUGGUCAAUGACACGGGGCCUCCGGAGCUGCCAGCUACCACAAUAACACCACAGAGCAAGAGCAGACCUCCGCUGCCUGGGCCUAAACCUCAGGUCCCUCCAAAGCCCCCCCACCUCCAGCAGCAGGCUGGUGUGUCGAGGCCACGCCCCAGGGCUCCAGACAAGCCCCUUCCUCCUCCCCCACCCUGUAGACCCCUCCCAGCGGACCCCCGUGGGGGGCGGACUCCACCCACCCGUGCUGACGGCACUGCCUCCCCCACCUGUGUCCUAUCACUCAUUGAGAAGUUUGAGCGCGAGCAGAUCAUUGUGGUUCCUGACAUCACUGGGGGGGCUCUGUGUCCCCGCCUUCCUGACCCCUCCUCUCCCCUCUCCUCCUCCCGCCCUUCGUCACCACCAUUUUCAUCACCCCUUGCUCCUCCCCCACCUGAUGAGGAGCCACCAUCUGAGGUCAAAGGUCACGAUGACAUCCCAGUGGGGGGUGAGGAGGAGGAGGCCAAUGUGGAGAAUGAUGAAGAUGAUGAUGAAGGUGAUGAUGAUGAUGAUGAUGAAGAAGAGCUUGUGGCGGCGUGCUGUGAUGACCUUCAUCAUAAACGCCUGUCCAUGGAGUCGGGCUACAGCGCCUCAGAGAAGCACCUUGAGGAUGAUGUGGUUGCCGUGGAGAUGAGGGAGCAACAGCAGCAGCAGCUGUCGCUUCCCGACCAAUCUGAGCUCCCCUCGGAGCGUCUGUCCCUCCCCUCCUCACAGACAGACGGGAAACUGGCAAACCGGGACAGUGGAAUCGACAGCAUCAGCUCUCCGUCACACAGCGAGGAGCUCUGCUUCGCCGGCGUGGAUGAUGGGGGCGUGGCUUAUCCCUGCAGCCCCGCCCUCCUGCCCCGACUUUCUAGCUCAUCCUCGUAUGCGGGGGAAGGAGGGGAAGCAGAGGGAGGGGAGGAGGAGGGGGAAGUGAGGGGAGCAGCGAGGAGGAGGAGGGAGCUUUCUGAGGAGGGAGACAGUGACCUGGAAGAGGAGGAGGCGGAGCUAACCCUGGUACUGCCCCCGCCCAAGACAGACAGACAGGACUCAGCUGAGCUGUCUGUCCAGCAGAGGGUCUUCAACAUUGCCAAUGAACUGCUGCACACAGAGAUCGCCUAUGUCUCUAAGCUCCACCUCCUGGACCAGGUGUUCUGUGCCAGACUCCUGGAGGAGGCUCGGUCUCGCUCCUCCUUCCCCUGUGACGUCAUUCAGGGAAUCUUCUCCAACAUCUGCUCCAUCUACUGCUUCCAUCAGCAGUUUCUGCUGCCAGCGCUGCAGAAACGGAUGGAGGAGUGGGAUUUGAACCCUCGAAUUGGAGACAUCCUGCAGAAGCUGGCUCCCUUCCUGAAGAUGUACGGGGAGUACGUGAAGAACUUUGACCAAGCGAUGGAGCUGGUGAACACCUGGAUGGAGAGAUCGGCUCAGUUCAAGAGCAUCAUCCAGGAGAUCCAGAGGGAGGAGCGUUGUGGUAACCUGACUCUGCAGCAUCACAUGUUGGAGCCGGUUCAGAGGAUUCCUCGCUAUGAGCUGCUUCUUAAAGAUUAUCUACACCGACUUCCAGAGGACGCGCUGGACCACAGGGACGCACAGAAGUCUCUGGAGUUGAUCGCCACAGCUGCAGAACACUCCAACGCCGCCAUCAGGAAGAUGGAGCGAAUGAGGAAGUUGUUGAAGGUGUACGAGUUGUUGGGAGGAGAGGAAGACAUCGUUAACCCGACUAACGAGCUCAUUAAAGAAGGACACAUCCUGAAACUGUCCAACAAGAACGGGACCACGCAGGACAGAUAUCUUAUACUGUUCAAUGACAGGUUGCUGUACUGCGUCCCAAAGCUGCGUCUGAUUGGUCAGAAGUACGGUGUCCGUGCUCGGAUUGACGUGGACGGCAUGGAGCUGAAGGAGACGAGCAGCGCUGCAGUUCCCCGGACGUUCCUGGUGUCUGGAAAACAGAGAUCCCUGGAGCUGCAGGCCAGGACGGAGGAGGAGAAGAGAGACUGGAUCAAGGCCAUCCAGGCGACCAUCCAGAGACAUGAGCAGACGGUGGAGAGCUUCAGACAUUUGAACUGUUCUCUACGAGAUGAUGAGUCCACACCACCUCACUCCCCGAGCUGCGUGGAGCUGGGGAAACGAGCUCCAACUCCAAUCAGAGAGAAGGAAGUCACUCUGUGUAUGAAGUGUCAGGAGCCGUUCAACUCCAUCACCAAGAGACGACACCACUGUAAAGCCUGCGGACACGUGGUUUGUGGGAAAUGUUCGGAGUUUCGUGCUCGUCUGUCGUACGACAACAACCGGACCAAUCGUGUUUGUGUCGACUGUUAUGCCACGCUGGUGGGGGUGCUGCCCUCACCCGCCGCCCUGACCAGCAGCACUCAGAGGAGGCGCUCCAUCCUGGAGAAACAGGCCUCACUGGCAGCAGAGAACAGUGUGAUUUGUAGUUUUCUUCACCACAUGGAGAAAGGCGGGGGGCGGGGGUGGCAGAAGGCCUGGUUCGUCAUCCCUGAAAACGAGCCGCUGGUGCUCUACGUCUACGGAGCUCCACAGGACGUGAAGGCGCAGCGAAGUGUCCCUCUCAUUGGCUUCGAAGUCUCUCUACCUGAGUCAUGUGACCGUCUGGAGAGGCGCCACGCCUUCAAGAUCUCCCAGAGUCACCUGACCCUGUACUUCAGCGCUGAGGGGGAGGAGCUACAGCGGCGAUGGAUGGACAUCCUGUCGAGGGCCGGCAGGGGGGAGGAGCCUCAGAUCCACCAGCCAAUCGUGGAGAGUCUGGAGGAGGAGGGGGAGGAGCUAGCAGCUGCAGCAGAGGACGAGAACACGUGAUUCUAUUGGAUGAGGAACGAUGGUGAUGAUGAAGGCAGGGUCCUUAGAUGAAGAUCAAUCCCUACUGGAAACAUAUACAAAACCAGUGCACACACACACACACACACACACACACACUCUGAGCUCUCUGUAUAUUUAAAGUUGCGCGGUUCAUCUGCAUGAUUCUUCACUGCUGUCGACACAUGAUGGCGUCUCUCUCUCUCUCUCCCUCUCCCUCUCUCCCUCUCUCUUUCUCUCUCUUCCCCUCCCUCUCUC
Messenger RNA from Toxotes jaculatrix (banded archerfish), 4181 nucleotides. It is a transcript of the gene fgd1, whose product is annotated as FYVE, RhoGEF and PH domain containing 1. The record is from RefSeq and is a predicted model, not a curated record. The transcript is spliced from 18 exons. Gene Ontology annotation, cellular component: cytoplasm. Lineage: Eukaryota; Metazoa; Chordata; Actinopteri; Toxotidae. The coding region runs from base 726 to 3926 and encodes 1066 amino acids. Gene Ontology annotation, biological process: filopodium assembly; cytoskeleton organization. Gene Ontology annotation, molecular function: metal ion binding; guanyl-nucleotide exchange factor activity.